This is a messenger RNA of Brassica rapa (field mustard), 1130 nucleotides long. RefSeq names its product protein LURP-one-related 15. Lineage: Eukaryota; Viridiplantae; Streptophyta; Magnoliopsida; Brassicales; Brassicaceae. The record is from RefSeq and is a predicted model, not a curated record.
AUAGUCAACAUACCGGAUGCAGAGUUUUUUUCUGUAGACUAUAUUAAAACCCCAGGCCAUGCUUAUCUUCUCGGCACGAAAACAAUAAUACAUUUUCUGGGGACAAAUUAAAAAAAAAUAAGAAACAAGAAAUGGCGCAGUCUUCGACUCCUACGCUUCCCAGAGUGAUUGUGGAUCCAAGGUACUGUGUUCCGGACCCCGUGUAUCUGGCGAUGGUGCGGGAUAAUAUUAAUUUCAAGUACGGUAACUACGACAUAAGGGACGUUAACGGGAACAUGCUGUUCCAGGUAAAGAAGCCGGGCUUUGGUUAUUUUAGCGGUAGGAAGAUGUUCUUAUUGGAUGGUUCUGGAUCUCCGGUCUUGACUAUGAAAGAGAAGACGAUGACCAUGCAUGGAAGGUGGAAGGUGUAUAGAGGAGGGAGUACGGAAGAGUGUGAUUUGCUGUACUCGGUGAAGAGCUCGACGAUGCAAGUGCUGCUUACGACGGAACUUAAGGUGUUUUUGGGUCACAACCAUGAAGAGCAGAUAUGCGAUUUCAUAGUCAGAUUGAUGAAGGACGAACGCUCUUGUGCCGUCUACGCCGGUGAAUCUGAUGACGACGACAACAUGAUUACCUACAUGAAGCACAAGAAGCGAUCAUCGGGACUGGACAAUUUCUUGGUGACUGUUAAUCCAAACGUCGAUUAUGCCUUCAUUGCCUCUCUCGUAGUCCUUUUCGAUGUUUUUAAUCGAAUGGAUCCGCCGACGCUGAUGAGUUGAACGAGGCUGGACACGCUGCAGACAAGAUUGCACACCUUUUACAUCAAGCACUUCACUGAUGGAUUUUAAAAGAGAUUAAAUCCAACCAAAUCUAUUGUUAUUCAGUUAAUGAAUCUAAAUAUGUUUUAUAGUUCAGUGCUAUUGGAUCUUAUAUUUUAUCUGGUAGUGUAAAAUUCUGGCCCUACCGGCAAUUGCUGCUUAGCACAUGUGUGUGUGGAUAUGCUUUUUGUUUUGUAUUGUUGUACGUUCUUUAGACUGUUGUUGACACGGUGCACUUUGUAACGUGGCAUGGUUCCUACCAAAACUUGGUGUGAUCUUUCUAUUUGUAAAAAAUAAUGAUUUUCAGCUAUUGGAUAUACUUUCGUUGCGUAA